Molecule: messenger RNA, 804 nt
Organism: Emiliania huxleyi CCMP1516
Lineage: Eukaryota; Haptophyta; Isochrysidales; Noelaerhabdaceae
Exons: 4
Coding region: 1-804 (267 amino acids)
Biological process (GO): regulation of transcription by RNA polymerase II
Cellular component (GO): nucleus
Molecular function (GO): RNA polymerase II cis-regulatory region sequence-specific DNA binding; DNA-binding transcription factor activity
Source: RefSeq, a predicted model, not a curated record
AUGCCCCCUAAGUUUCCCAAAACUACGGGCCGCCGGAAAGAGUGGCGAGCGAUCGGCUCUUUACCGAUUUAUGAGCUUUUCGGCUGCGGCGAAUUUUGCCUCGCCGUGGCGGUCAUGAUCGCGAGCGAGAAGUCGGCAUGGAGUGCGACGACGCGGCCGAGGAGGAGCAACGCCGGGCGCGUCGCUGAGCACCGCAAGGUGGUUGAGAAGGCGGCAAAGGGGGCAGGGGGGGCCAAGCAGCCUGCUGUGGUCGGCAGCGCGGUGGCCACUCCGGAGGCGCGGCCGCACAAAUGUAACAUUUGCGGCGGCGCUUUCAAGCGGCUGGGUGCCCUCACAGAGCACCAGCGGAUCCACACGGGGGAGCGGCCAUUCAAAUGCGACCUGUGCGACGCCGCCUUUGCGCAAUCCGGCCACCUCGCGCGCCACAAGCGGACCCAUGCCAAGCGGGAGGGCGAGGACGCCUCUCGCGGUGGCGCCAGCUUGCAGCUUAAGCGCGCCGGGGGGGCUCCCGCGGCUGCUGUCGGCGUUGUUCCGCCCGCGAUGACCUCGGGUGUGAGCUGCGGCAGCAGCAGCAGCAGCAGCUUUGACAGCAGCGGGGGGUUGUCUGCGUUCACCAGCGAGGCGGUGGCCAUUCCCAUGGCCUUGGCGGGAGCAUCACCGGCGACGCUGUUCGACGCCCAGCUGGCGCAGGUGCCCACGCCGGCUGUGAACGGCGUGGACUUCGACGGACGCUGGCUCUACUUCAGAGUGGCGGACGAUAUCGACAACUUCCUGUGCGUCGACACGCAGGACAUGGCCACCUGA